AUGAGCAUUGGACAUAGAGAGAUAGUCAUGGACAAACACCAAGACGCGGACAAGGGCCUCGGCUCGACUACAGACAUCUCUACACAGCUGGAAGAUGCCUUGAACUCGAUCGCACUUGGAAACAAUGCCCCCGACAACGAGCCCGAAAUCAUUCCUAUUCGCACAAAGAGCCCUCCAAUGACCCCUAGAAAGGCCAUCGCGAAGAACACAAUCUCCGACAGUCCAUUGGGUGGAAUAGAAAGUCAGCGAGGAAGACAAGAGGUCAAGGGAAGCGCCAUCCUGUCUACCACCGCUGCCAAACGAAAGAAAAAGAAGAACAAGACAAGAACGUCGGAAGCAUCACAGGCCCUCAGCACCGUAAGGGGCUUCACACCAGUUGAUUCUGGCGCCGAAGAUUCGGAUGUUUCUGUGAAUAGUCCGCGGGUUUUGUCACCUAUGCCACGGCUAGCACCGUUGGCCGGCGCCAGCCCAGGGCUCAGACCACAGUCACCAGGAAUCAGCAGUCUGAAAGCACAGCUUGACGCGUUGAAUUCAAGAAGCCAGAGCCCAUCUACAUCUUGUACCCGCAACAAUCAGGACUCCGAAGCAAACAGCAGCGCAGCCAGCGCGGCGUCGGACACUCAAACCGACGAGACGCCCGAAGAAAUAGUCAGUUAUAAUGUCCAAAUCGAUCAAGAUUUCAUCAGCCAGUCUAUGGCCGACACCGAGCCUGCUUCCUCAUCGCCUAUCGCCAUGGACGCAGAUCAACGUGCUACAUCUCUGAUUGCACGUAAAAUGACUGCGGCAGACUUUACUCCCAUCCGGUGUCUAGGAGAUGGUGCGUUUGGAACCGUGCUCCUUGUGCGACAAAAUGCAACAGGACGACUUUUCGCACAGAAGCAACUCACCAAGGCCUUCCUCAAGAUCCACAAGAAGCGCAUCGAAUCGACCAGGUCGGAGCGUACCAUUCUCGAGUUGGUCAAUCGUCAUCCUUUCAUUGUCAAUCUCUAUUAUGCCUUUCAGGACCAUGAGAAGCUCUACUUGAUCCUCGAGUACGCUUCCGGUGGCGAACUCUUCCGUCACCUGGAGUUGGAGAAAUUCUUCAGCGAAGACGUGGCGGCUUUCUACAUUGCUGAAAUUGUUUUGGCACUCGACUACCUCCACAACACUGUCGGAGUCAUCUAUCGUGAUCUCAAACCAGAGAAUUGCCUCUUGAAUGCCGAAGGUCACCUCCUUCUCACUGACUUUGGCCUCAGCAAAGUUGCCGUCCCAGACCCAAACACUCCGGGCGGCAGUCGAUGCAACAGCCUCGGCGUUGGGACCAUCGAAUACAUGGCGCCUGAGAUUAUCAGAGGCUGGGACGAGUCUGACUGGGGACCAGGUUAUGGCAAAGCUUGUGACUGGUGGUCGCUGGGUGCCAUGGCCUGUGAUCUGAUGACGGGAAAACCACCCUUUGGCGGUGGAAAUUGGACCAAGAUCCAACAGAACAUUAUGCAUCAGAAGCUGAAUCUUCCUUACUUUUUGUCGCCGGAUGCCAAAGAUCUCCUCACCAGACUCAUGCGUAAGGAACCAAAGAAACGACUUGGAGUCGGUCCUCACGAUAUUAACGUCAUCAAAAAGCACCGCUUCUUCAGGAAGAUCGACUGGAAGAAGUUGGAGGCUCGGGAAUUGGAACCACCCAUCAAACCAUUGGUCACAAAUCCGGAAUUGGCCGAGAACUUUUCCAAGGAAUUUACUCAGCGAGCGGUAGAUGCCACCCCUCAGCCACACAACAGGACACUGAGCAAGUCUGAUCCCUUUGGAGGAUUUAGCUACGUUGCAAGCCACAGUCUUCUUGAAGAGUCUAUGCUUUCGGAGUUGGAUGAAGCCAUCAUCGACGAUGGGUUCUAG
Messenger RNA from Exophiala spinifera, 1869 nucleotides. RefSeq lists its product as uncharacterized. The record is from RefSeq and is a predicted model, not a curated record. Bases 1 to 1869 code for a protein of 622 amino acids. Gene Ontology annotation, molecular function: protein serine/threonine kinase activity; ATP binding. Gene Ontology annotation, biological process: protein phosphorylation. Lineage: Eukaryota; Fungi; Ascomycota; Eurotiomycetes; Chaetothyriales; Herpotrichiellaceae. The transcript has a single exon.